GUCCCCGUGCGGCCAGCGCCUCCUCCGGCUUCGCGGUAGCUCCGCUGUGCUGGGGUACGAACCUGGAGUCGGCCCGAAGACGUCGUGGGGUGCGCGCGUCCGCAGUCUGCCCGCAUGCCUGGGGGCUGUGCCCUCUCUGGCAAGGGGCCGCGAGGACUUGGUCUGGACGGUGCGCUCGGCCGGCGCUCAGACGCCUGCUCCCGGCUCCUGUCAGCCCCGGAACGGCCCGUGCCGCGGACGCUUUCGGUGCUAGUGGUUCCGAACGCUCCGCGGCUGAACGCGGAGAGUCAAGUGCGGGUCGCUGAGGGUGCGGACCCCUGGGCUUGAGACCGGGUGUUGGGACUCACGCUCGCCAGAGAAGCAGGAAGUUUGACGUGAUAAAACGGUGCAUUAAAGGAGUCCCAGAGGUCGACCCAGACGACGUGGGGAGGAGACCAGAUCCUUCCCAACGGCCUGUGGAAGGUGCUUGGAAGUGGAUUCCGAAGUUGCUUUUUUUGCGUAGACUGCCGGAGUGCACAGAGCUCUGAAGAACCUAUGGAAAUGGAUUGUUCAUCUAUAAAUUGGAGGCAUGACUUUGAGAUUUAGUUAGACCCAGCAAUAGCUUGGGCCUUCUGAAGUCUGAUGUCCCUGAACUCCAGUGACCGUUGGUGUGGACGGAGGACACAGGGCUCUGACCAUGGUUACGCUCAUCACUGAGAAGCUUCAGAGCCAGAGUCUGGAUGACCUCACCCGCCAAACCUGUGAGGCUAGCCCGUACUCUGCUGAGAAGGUGAACAAAAGUAGUCAUUUGUUCCCGGUGGAGAUCAAUGUAGACAAGAGCCCCUGGAAGGUCUUAAGUGGAGGACAGCUGGUUGGAAGCCAGGUGGCUGUGGCCCCCACCUUCCCCUUCCCACUGGGCCCAGCUGGUACAGCCCACUCCAUGGGGCCCCAGUGGCGUCCUAUGGUGCCAGGCUCAUGUGCAGGCCUGGGCACGCUCAGCACCUUGGACCUUGGUGAGAAUACAGGGUCACCUGCGGCACCACCUACCAAACGACAUUGCCGGUCCCUGUCGGAGCCUGAGGAGCUGGCUCGCUGCCGGUCCCCAUGGCGCCCUGGUGGCUCCAAAGUCUGGACCCCAGUUUCCAAGAGGCGAUGCAAUAGUGGCGGGAGUGCCACGCUGCAACGUGCCGUCGGCCAUGGGAGUGUCACCUUGCCAGGAAGCCCAGGCACCAGCAAGCAGCAGAAUGCUGGAUCACUGGCUGGCCCUACCUCACCCCCGGAGCCCCGGCCAGCCUCAGCCAGCAGUGGCUUUGUGGACAGCAGCGACGGCAGCAUGGGCUCAGGCCUGCCCUGGUGUCCCACGGGACCUGGCCCGCUCUCCUCAAGGCGCCGUCUGUCCCUCUCACAGGAGCACCUUGUAGAUGCCAGCACACCUCUGCCCUCCACCAGCAGCACCCCCACGUCAACACCUGAGCUGGGUCGGCGCCACGGCCUGCUCCGGUGCCGCUCACAGCCCUGUGUGCUUGACAGGAAGAGGAGCCGGCGCAAGCGGAGGCGUGAGGAGGAUGCCAGGUGGACGCGCCCAUCUUUGGACUUUCUAAAAAUGACUCGGACUUUAAAAAAUUCAAAAAGCCUUUGCUCCCUCGAUUACGAAGAUGACGAUGAGGAAGACACCCAAGUGAAGACAGUUGUGUCCUCCCCGUGCGACUCACAGGGCUUUGUGGGCAUCGGCUUGCCCAGCUCCAGUCCUAGGGGUGUGCAGGCUAAGCCCUGCACAGCCAGCCCCAGCCCCAGCCCGUGGGCGUCCAGGGAACGGGUGACUGCCGAUGGUGAAGGUGGGAGCAGUGGGGACCCCAGUGACUGGGACAGUGCUGGGGAGGAGGGCAUCUUCCCCUUGGACUGUGGUGACCUGGAUCUGGAACAGAUUGAGGACAACUGACUCUCAGGCAGCCCUGACCAGGUCUGAGGGGCUGUGCCUGCGUCUGCUCUCAUGCACAGACAGGACACAGGUGGCGUGGUAUUUUGAACAUUGAAGCGUAAUUUUGAUUCAAUUUUUCCUAAAGAAGUAUUUUGCAUUUUUAUGGCUUUUACAGUUCUGGAGAAAGCAUCUAUUUUGAAAUGAAUUUUAGAAGGGCAUUCUAUUAAACAUGAGUCUGCACAAAGAUUCCAGCGCGGGCUCAUGCUCCUUUUGUAAAGAGCCUUCUGUGAAGAGCGCCUUGCGUGGCUUAGUUGCUAGGAAACCUCGGGUACGGGGGUCUGGGCCCCUCCAGGGCCCGGAGGGCCACCGCUCCCUCCGGAGAGGGUCACAGGCCCAGGGCCUGUGUCCGUGGGCAUCUUGUACCCUUGGGUUCUGCCCUCUUGGGCUGGAGAAAUGCUAGUUUGUGGCUCCUGGUUUUCCAGCCCAGCGCUGCCGUUUGCAACAGGGCUGAGUUCGAGCUCCUGCCACGGGCCUGUGCCUUCUGUGGCCGAGAGCCUUUGCUCUCGGAGACACCGUCCUGGAGGGGGUCCUCAUGGCAGUACCAGUCGGCACUUCUGUAAAAUCAAUAAAAAGCAUUUGC
Molecule: messenger RNA, 2537 nt
Organism: Tupaia belangeri chinensis (Chinese tree shrew)
Lineage: Eukaryota; Metazoa; Chordata; Mammalia; Scandentia; Tupaiidae
Gene: FAM53A
Product: family with sequence similarity 53 member A
Exons: 6
Coding region: 677-1918 (413 amino acids)
Biological process (GO): protein import into nucleus
Cellular component (GO): nucleus
Source: RefSeq, a predicted model, not a curated record